UAUAAACACCUAUUUUCUUAUCGUCCACGAAAUAGGCAGUUAAUAGUGGUGUGAUAGCGGUAAACACUUGUUGAAAUGUCCAAGUUGUUAGUGUUAAUAAAUCUUUUGGUCAUAUUUCUAGACGUGUUUGCCCAACCCAUCGGAAAUGAUCUCAUAUCUGUAGUAGUGUUAUAUCGUCAUGGGGAUCGAGCACCUGUCAAGGCUUACAAAAAUGACCCCUACGCCGACGAAUCUUACUGGCCCCUGGGAUUUGGCGAAUUAACAAACAUUGGAAAAAAACAACAAUAUGGUUUAGGCAAAUGGCUAAGAGAGAGAUACGUAGAUUUCUUACCUGUUUCAUAUAACAAGAAUGACAUAAAAAUCCAUUCUUCCAACGUAGACAGGUGUUUGAUGUCCGCCGAGUCGAAUGUGGCAGGUUUAUAUCCACCAGAAGGCAACCAAGUCUGGAACGACCAACUAAAAUGGCAACCCAUUCCAAUCCAUACGACGCCGAAAACAGAAGACGCAAUUUUAGCCCAAUCCAAACCUUGUUCCAAAUAUUCCAAGUUGUUGAAGGAACUUAUGGAAGAAGAACCUUUCAGUUCAACCCUGGAUAAGUACAAGGAACAGAUGGAUUACUUUUCUAAGAAUUCUGGAGAAAAUAUUACCACACUUGUAGACCUGAUGGACUUGUACAAUACAGUCUACAUUGAAAAUCUUCACAAUCUUACUCAGCCCGACUGGACACAGUCCCUCCUGACUGAGGAAAUUGAACAAUUAAGUGGUCUAGCAUGGAGUGCGUAUGCUUACACCCAGGAUUUAGCUAGGCUAAGAUCAGGUCCCUUGAUUGACCUCAUCCUCAACCACUUCGAAAAUGUAAAGAACAACGUCGAAGACACACCGAAAUUUUUAAUGUUGUCGGGCCAUGACAGUACAAUAGCUCCUCUUUUGACUGCAAUGCAAGUUUAUGAUAACAAAUGGCCGUACUAUGCUUCCUCGGUUAUUUUCGAGUUAAGGGAAGGAAAAAACAACGAUUUCGUAAACGUCUUUUACAGGAAUCCCACCGAGAUAGCCAACAUUACUUUACCCAGUUGUGAUUUCGACUGUGAUUUCGAUAACUUCCAAAAGGUUUUGGCUCCAGUAAGGACCAGUUUGGAAGACUGGAACAAGGAAUGUCAACAAGAGUGACCAACGAAAAAAAUAUUUUCUUAA
Messenger RNA from Anoplophora glabripennis (Asian longhorned beetle), 1191 nucleotides. Its product is annotated as lysosomal acid phosphatase. The transcript has 4 exons. The coding region runs from base 76 to 1167 and encodes 363 amino acids. The record is from RefSeq and is a predicted model, not a curated record. Gene Ontology annotation, molecular function: phosphatase activity. Gene Ontology annotation, biological process: dephosphorylation. NCBI's taxonomy places the organism in Eukaryota, Metazoa, Arthropoda, Insecta, Coleoptera, Cerambycidae.